This is a messenger RNA of Clarias gariepinus (North African catfish), 4797 nucleotides long. RefSeq names its product lysocardiolipin acyltransferase 1 (gene lclat1). Gene Ontology annotation, cellular component: endomembrane system. Gene Ontology annotation, molecular function: acyltransferase activity. The transcript is spliced from 7 exons. The coding region runs from base 287 to 1417 and encodes 376 amino acids. The record is from RefSeq and is a predicted model, not a curated record. NCBI's taxonomy places the organism in Eukaryota, Metazoa, Chordata, Actinopteri, Siluriformes, Clariidae.
AUAAAGACUAUGGCGGCCACCACAAGCUUAAAAUCUUCGAGAUUUACAUCUUCUUGACACUUUACAAACUCACCGAAGCUAGAAAUGAAAGAAGAAAACGUAUUUAGCCGAACGAAAGCUCGAUAAAAGAUGCUCGUAUCCGCUUUAACGUUACAGCUUACCGUUAGGCUACCUGGCUAAUAGGCUGUGGAAUCCGUUCUAGCUGCUAUGAUGCUAAGCAUCUAGCUAACAGAUAAAAACAUCAAACCGGAAGUUAAAAAAAACACCAACUGUCACAAAUUCAGGCAUGGCGACGGUGUCCAUCAGAGGCGUGUAUUUCAUUCUCACGCUGUUCCUGAGCAGUUUUUUCGGCAGUGUAAUCAUGCUGGGCCCGGCGCUGCCCAUCAUGCUGUUGUCUCCGGCCUGGUACCGCUGGCUAACGGACCGCAUCGUGGCCACCUGGUUCACCCUGCCCGUGGCUCUGUUAGAGGUCGUGUUCGGGGUGAAGGUGAUCAUCACCGGCGACGGCUUCGUUCCCGGCGAGCGCAGCGUGAUCAUCAUGAACCACCGCACGCGGCUGGACUGGAUGUUCCUCUGGUGCUGCCUGCUGAGGCACAGCUACCUCCGCCUGGAGAAGAUCUGUCUCAAAGCGGCCCUCAAAGCCGUGCCUGGAUUCGGCUGGGCGAUGCAGGUGGCAUCAUUCAUCUUCAUCCAUCGCAAGUGGGAGGAAGAUCAGAAUCACCUGACCAACAUGCUGGAGUAUUUCUGUGAUAUCAGGCAACCGCUGCAGCUGCUUCUUUUCCCUGAGGGCACCGACCUCACCGAGAACACUCGUGCCAGAAGUGACGAGUACGCCGAGAAGAACGGCCUGCCGAAGUACGAGUACGUCCUGCACCCGCGCACCACCGGCUUCACCUUCAUUGUGGAACAGCUCCGUAAAGGGGACAAUCUGGACGCGCUGCACGACAUCACCGUAGCAUACCCGCACAGCGCCCCUCAGACGGAGCGCCACCUGCUGGCUGGCACCUUUCCACGUCAGAUCCACUUCCACGUGCGCCGCUACUCUGUGUCCUCUCUGCCCGAGGAGAACGAGGCCCUCCAGGCCUGGUGCCAGGAUCGCUGGGCGGAGAAAGAGGAGCGCCUGCGCUCGUUCUACAGCUCUCAGCAAUUCGACAAAGCCAAAGCUCGCAUCCCACCCUGCAAGAGCGAGCCGAGGGUGGCGCUGAUCAAAGUCGCGUCGCUCUGCUACUGGAACGCCUUCAUCGCCUUUUCCCUCGUAGGACUCUGUCUCUGGACGCCGUUCCGCAUCUACUUCCUGGUGGUGUUGACCUUCUUCUUUGUUCAGCAGAAGGUGAUGGGUGGGGUCGAGCUGAUCGAGCUGGCGUGCCAUCGACGGCUGAAAAGAACGAAUGAUGAGCCAGGAAGAAAGAAAGACUGACAGGUCUGAGUGUUUGAGUGUUUUUUUUUUUUUUCACUAAACAGGAAGUGGCACCCUCUUCUGGACCCAAGUGUGAACUGCAGACCUGGAAGGGAGGAAGGGAUGAAGGAGGAGUAUGCUUGGUUCCUAGCUGCCUAGGACGAACUUAAUCUUCAGGGCUGGAAAUGUGUGUAAUUUUCGCUGUAUGAGGAGCGGAGUGUGUGUGUGUGUGUGUGUACGUGCGUGUGUGUGUGUAUACAUUUUUAUCCACCCACACUGUCUUAUGUAUCAUUGUUUAACUAUGUGUUCAUAUGUUUAUCUUUAUUUUCCCUUGUGUUUCUGUUUAAGCGGUAAUUUUAGUCAUAUUUUCUUAUUCCACUUUUUAAAAUGUAUUUGUUUUAUAAUUACUGAUCCCCAGUGCACAAAGCUGGCACUGAUAACCGUUUCAGGUUCCUGAUACAGCCAAUUAAAUUAAAGGGGGGGACAAACAGCAACAAAAAAAAGAAGCACUUAUAGUUGUCAGAUGUACGUAUAUGAAAAAAAAAAGGAUUUAAAGCGAAUGUAAUGAUGCUUAUCUUUGGCUGCGUCCCAAAGCUCAAGAUUUAAGUGUGUGUGUGUGUGUGUGUGUGUGUGUGUGUGUGUGUGUGUGCACGGCUUUAACUGCUUUACACGUGAGAAAAACCCAAAGCUGGAUUUUGAGGAAAGGAUUAAGAUUGAAAAUACUGAUUCUUAAGCACUACUUUAUUAACGAGUAACGACAUUCGCUGUGACGAGCAACACACAGGACAGCUUUACAUAUACACAUUGCCUUAAACAUUGUAUAAGAAGGUUGCUAUAUAUAUAGAUUAUGUAUAUUGCUACAAGUCCAGUUUGUACUGUUACGCUCUGGAAAUAUUUGACUGCUGUGUUUCUGCAUAGUGCUGCAGUGCGGACUGGUUUAAAAAACUUUUAAACAUCUACAAAUCAACUAGGUGAGAAGGCUUCGUCCCAAAUGAUUCUGCCAGGUUUUUUUGGUGCCCUAUACAGUAUCUACGUUCAAUAUGGAUUUGAGAUUCAGCAUCUCAGUCAUUAGGAGUACAAACGGUAGGGAGAUUUGGCUUUUAAACACUAAAGUUCUCAUUACUCCUGAUGUUUGACCGAUCAGGAGUCGAUUAUUUAUCGCGGGAUUACUCGAAACGAUGUUAUUAUGAUACAUAGCUGCCUGAUUCGGUUGUAUUUGUGAUUCUGGAAGCAGUGUGACUUUAUAAUUCUAUUUAUUUAUUUUUUAGAGUUUGGUACAAUUUUCAAAUCUAAAUCAUUAGAGUAAAAGAUUUCACCACUUCAAAUGCGCAAAUGUAUAAACGCUCAUAAAAAAACAAACAAACAAAAAACUAGGAAAAAUUAAGUUUGGAGUCAGUGUGGCGAUACGUGAAUUGACUCAUCUGAUUUUUUUUUACCCUCCUCCCAUCUCUACUAUAGAGGGAGUUAAUGCUUUGUUAAAUCUGAGCAUUUAAAGUGAGAGAUCUUUCCGGUCCUUUACCAAGUAUACAUACACUACCGCCCAAGAGUUUGGGAUCACUUGCAAAUUUUUUUGUUAACAAACUUUUCUACAUUCUAGAACAAUAUUGGAGAUGUCAAAAUUUUGAAAUAACACGUACAGCAGGUAGGUAAUUAAGUAACAGUCAGGAUGUUGUUAUUUUAAGACAUAAAGGUCAGCUGUUCUGGAGCAGUUCUUGCAAGAACACUAUUGUGUCAAGUCCAUUUGCAAAACCCAUCAAGCACCAUGAUGAAACUGUCUCUCGUGAAAACCUUCGCAGAAGAACUUCUCCCUGCAGCAGAGAAGAAGUUCAUUUAGAGUCACCAGCCUCAGAAAUCACCAAUUAACAACCAGCACUUCAGAUUAGAGCCGUUAUGAAGCUUUACAGAACAGAAGGAGCAGAUAAACAUCUCAAUAUCAACUGUUCAGAGGAGAUUAUUGUGUGUUUUGGAUGAACGCCUUCAGUAUUGUUUUACAGUGUAGAAAGAAAUAAAAAUCAGGAACAACCGUGGAGUCAGGAAGUGAUCCCAAAUUUUUAACUGAUAGUGUAUAUUUAAAAAAAAAAGGACUUUAUUCCCUACCUAAUGCAUUUGAAGUCAUUUGGGAUCGAGCCAUAUUCUAGUACUUUAUCAUUCAGGAAUAACGGCUCCUACAUAGUGAACUGUAUAUUAUGGUCAGCCUGUUAAGUGCUCUAAUUAUUGGUGUGUAAGGAUACUUAGUGCCCUUGAAAACCUCAGCUCUGCUCCUUAUAGAGUCCCUAUACAAGUAUAGACUAAUUAUAUUGGUUUCUGGUUAUUUGAUAUUGAACCGAUAAAAACCAAGUUUUUAUUUUUUGUUUGUUUAUCAUGUACAAUGAGUCAUAAAUGAGGUUUCUGUUAAAUCAAAGGGUUAUAAGAGGAGUUUUACAGGGUAACACACACACACUUGUAGAUAUCCCUUCCGUCCAUCAACAAAUUUAUAUAAGCUCUAAUAUUUUCAAAGCCAAUCCGUUCAAACUUGCUUGUUUUUUCUGUGUGUGUGUGUGUGUGUGUGUUACACUACAUUAAGUCAAGAGUUUGAGGAGUGUUAAAAGUUUACAUGUUUUUACCAGUGCAGAACAUUUAGAUCUGAAUCCAGCCACUGUGAUAAAGAAUGUUCUAUAAUCAUACGCAUUGCAAGAUAUUAUUUCUUAAUGCUGGCUUUAAUAGCGGCACACAGCGAUCAUCGGGGUCCAAGCACUAUUCUUUUUUUCAUAAAUUAUAAAAAAUAUCAUGAAGCUUUUUUUCUUUUUGUGUGUGUGAAUUUCAUAUAAACGGGUUCGAACUUUCUCUAGAGUUGGAAAGAGUAAGAUUUGCAUGUUUUCAAGAUCAAGUCCCUAGACGUCCAAACGCAGCUUUAUUUAUAUUCAGGGAACGAGUAAGUAAAAAAAAAUUUACAACUUGCACAUCAGCUACAUAAUAAUAAUAAUGCAGUCGCAUGAAUGCUUAACUAUACGCAAAUAUAGAAAUUAAAUUCUGCUCGACGAACAAGAGAUUGUUGGUCCUAACGAGGCCACUGCCGUCCAAUAGAUUAUAAUUACACCUUGCAAAUGAACAUCGCUCUCUAAGACACACACACACACACCUACUGUACGUGAGCAGCGCAACGUCCCGUGGUCAUAUAGAUUCACAUCGUGUGUAUGAAUGUAGUUCUCCUACAGGAAAUUUCAGGUGCAUCAUAGGAUAUAAGAUAGCGGUCGGUUCCUAAUGCACACGUGUUCUCAAUUUCUGUUCUCGUUUACGCAUCGUGUUUUUUUUGCUCGCAGGUCUCGCGCUAUCCUCAGGUACACUUUCAUUUUCUGUCACCUUCAUUUUCUUCAUGCUGUUUAAGAUCUAUGCUGCAAUAAAUAUCUACCUUUUCAACCUCA